Blepharisma stoltei is the source of this 669-nucleotide messenger RNA. The record is from the annotation of a GenBank genome assembly. Lineage: Eukaryota; Ciliophora; Heterotrichea; Heterotrichida; Blepharismidae.
AUGAAGCUAAUUAAGCAGAAAAUCGUGUUAUUUUCUUAUAAAAAUCGUCUAGGCUCUUUAAAUUUCAUAAUGGUGAAAACCAUAUUCCCUAUCAACCCAGAGAAUGAGUCUGAUGUUUUUGUUGACCCAGAUGAGCACUUCAAUUCUUUGCCUUACUCCUCAGAAAUCCCUGACCCCGUCCCUGACGCCUUUUCUCUCAGCCCUCAUCGAUUUCCCUUUGCUAAAUACAGGACUGCCAGAGAAAAAGCAACAAUUGUUGGGAUGAUGGGAUUUAUAAUAGGAUUUUUAUGGUCAAGAAAGCACUCUUAUUUUGCUUAUGGAAACACUGCUACAAGAACCAGAACUUUGAUAUACCAAACUUUCUGGGGACUUUUACUAGGAUCAGCAGGGAUAAUUGUAUUGGCUUAUAAUGAUAUAGCUUUUAGUCCAUAUGUUGGCGGUAGAAGAAGGGCUAUGUUUCGAGAAGAGGCAUUGAGGCAUGCUUUGGACGCAAAGUUUAAGCUUUAUGAAAAUUUAGACAAAAUUAUGCAUUCAAGAAAAAAGAUCCUCAAGCAAGAAUUUUAUGAAUCUUUUGCACCUUUGAUUGAGCAGAAUCAGAUAUUAAAUCAAAAAAUAGCGGAAGAGAUGUAUAAGGAGAAAAAGUUAGCUUAUUAUAUUAAUCAAAAAUAG